Molecule: messenger RNA, 3183 nt
Organism: Penicillium daleae
Lineage: Eukaryota; Fungi; Ascomycota; Eurotiomycetes; Eurotiales; Aspergillaceae
Gene: hir1
Product: putative histone transcription regulator Hir1
Exons: 5
Coding region: 1-3183 (1060 amino acids)
Biological process (GO): DNA-templated transcription; regulation of DNA-templated transcription; chromatin remodeling
Cellular component (GO): HIR complex; nucleus
Molecular function (GO): nucleosome binding; protein binding
Source: RefSeq, a predicted model, not a curated record
AUGCAUAUUAUCAAGCCUGUCUGGCUGACGCAUGGAGGAGAACGGAAAGAUUUCGAGGUCUACAGUUGCGAUGUGUCGCCCGAUGGGAAGAGACUUGUGACCGCUGCUGGAGAUGGAUACGUUCGCAUUUGGUCUACGGAGGCUAUCCACAACACCGGGAACCCGGAAUUCGCGAGCAAGCCGAAACAACUUGCUUCGAUGAGCAAUCAUUCCGGCACGAUUCAUACGGUUCGCUUUUCGCCGAAUGGGAAGUAUCUUGCUUCAGGGGCGGAUGAUAAGAUUGUCUGCGUGUACACGCUGGAUUCCAAUCCUCCUACACAUUCUACAUUCGGUUCAGACGAGGCACCUCCAGUCGAAAACUGGCGCACGAUUCGGCGGUUGAUCGGCCAUGACAAUGAUGUGCAGGAUUUGGGAUGGUCGCACGACUCGUCGAUUCUGGUCUCUGUUGGACUCGACUCGAAGGUCGUCGUAUGGUCAGGACAUACCUUCGAGAAGCUCAAGACCCUAGCAGUGCACCAGAGUCACGUCAAGGGAAUCACAUUCGACCCGGCGAAUAAGUACUUUGCGACGGCCAGCGAUGAUCGCACUGUACGCAUCUUCCGAUUCACCUCCCCCGCUCCCAAUUCGACAUCCCAUGACCAGAUGAACAACUUUGUCCUUGAACAUACCAUCUCCGCGCCCUUCGCCAACUCUCCCUUGACCGCAUAUUUCCGACGCUGUUCCUGGUCACCAGAUGGUAUGCAUAUCGCCGCUGCCAAUGCCGUCAACGGUCCGGUCAGCUCUGUUGCCAUCAUCAAUCGUGGCUCUUGGGAUGGAGACAUCAAUCUUAUUGGUCACGAAGCACCCGUUGAGGUUUGCUCAUUCUCUCCCCGCCUUUACUCUCGAGAACCAGUGAACAAGAAUCAACCCGACAACCACGCCGCGCAGCACCAUAUCACUGUGAUUGCAUGUGCAGGUGCAGACAAGUCACUCAGUGUGUGGAUCACCAGCAAUGCACGCCCGAUCGUGGUCGCGCAGGAAAUGGCCGCCAAGUCGAUCUCAGAUUUAGCAUGGAGCCCCGACGGAAAAUGUCUUUAUGCUACGGCUCUGGACGGCACUAUUGUGGUGGUGCGCUUUGAGGAUGGCGAGCUGGGCUGGGUGACGGAGAUGGAAGAGAAUGAGAAGUCACUUACCAAGUUCGGAACGAAUCGCAAGGGUGCUGGUAUCACUGAGACUACCGAUGGCCUAUUGCUUGAGGAGAAGAGCAAGGCUGGCGAACUCAAGGGCGUUGAGGGUCGCAUGGGAGCCCUGAUGGGCGAUGGCCAUGCAGAACCCGCUGUUAAUGGGGUAUCAGCGCCACAACCAUCUAAUGGUACUACUCCUGCUCGAGUUCCAUCGCCAGCUCCAGAGUCGACCAAGACUCAGACGAAUGGCACUUCUACUCCAGCCACAGAAGCGGCGAAACCAGAUCCGUAUCUAGCCAAGUUGGAGAGGUUGAAGCAACGUCCGACGUACACGAAAGAAGGCAAGAAACGCAUUGCCCCUUUGCUCGUUUCUGGAGCCGGAGCUGGAGAAUCAUCUCUUCCCCAGGCUCGUUUAAUGGCUUCUGUCAGCAGUCAGGUGAAAUCAGAUGCUCUUACAUCACUUGUUGACCUUUCCAAGCCAUUUGAUGGCCUGCCAAAGGGUGGGUUGACCGCGCUACUAUUCGGAAAUAAGCGCAAACUUGCGCAGUUGGAGGGUGACGAAGAAGGACAGACUGAGAAGCGUAUAGCGGUUGCCAGUCAGAAUGGUGCCACUCCCAUCAUGGCCAACACUCUCGAUGGCCUACUGCCAACGAUCGUUCAGCCUCCAGCAACUGGUCAACAGCCAACUCCCGACUUUAUUCGACCUGCAGUCACUAAUCCGUGCAUGUCCAUUAGCCAGGUUCGACUGGCAGUGCCCAAGAUUCGCAGUCACAUUCUACGUGCACUCGAUCCUAACGGGAAGCCUACAGAGCCUCCUGCCCAAGCAGGGGACUCGAAUGCAAAAGACAAGGGCCGCAUCGAUGUGGUCUUUGAAGCACGAAACCCUUCACCGGCCAGUCUGACUGGACGAGCAGUGGACCGUGAGCCUGUUCGUCUGACACUCUUCCGCGGUGAACAGCCUCUGUGGCAAGACUUUUUGCCCAAAUCUGUGCUCCUCGUCACGGGUAACCAGAAUCUGUGGGCAGCUGCUUGCGAAGAUGGUUCUAUAUACCUCUGGACGCCAGCAGGCCGACGCUUGGUGAGCGCACUGGUCUUGGAAGCACAGCCGGUUAUCCUGGAAUGCAAUGGUCCCUGGAUUCUGUGCAUUUCAUCGGUGGGGAUGUGCUAUGUCUGGAAUGUGAAGCACCUAUCCUCCCCCCAUCCACCCGUCUCCCUUCAGCCCGUUCUUGACGCAGCUAUCCACACACUCGGCGGAAAUCCCACUGCAGCACCCGCUGUCACAGACGCGCGUAUCAACUCCGAAGGUCGGAUAGUUGUCUCGCUGACAAACGGCGAGGGCUACUCGUACUCACCAGCUAUGUAUACAUGGCAACGCGUCUCGGAGGCUUGGUGGGCCGUCGGCAGCCAAUAUUGGAACUCUACUGAUGCGCCAGUGGGUAACCUGCAAGCCAGAGAAGCCAACAAGGAUACCAAGGAUGCCAAAGCCGCCGUCUCUGCUGGUAUCAUUCCUUUCCUGGAGCGCAACACCACCAACGAAACCCUCCUGCGUGGUCGGGCAUACUUCCUGCAACGCCUGAUCAAGGUGUUACUCUCGCGUGAAGGCUACGAGACUUUCGAGUCCAGCGUUUCCAUCGCCCAUCUCGAGAACCGCAUGGCGGCUGCUUUGUCACUGGGUGCCAAGGAGGAGUUCCGGCUGUACCUGAAUAUGUAUGCCAAGCGCAUCGGUGCAGAAGGGUUGAAGGGGAAAGUUGAAGAGUUGCUGAAAGGGUUGAUUGGCGGAUUGUUUGAUGACGAGGAUGGAUCAGAGACUAUUUCCAAGUUGCAGGCUAAUGAGCGCGAGGGUCGCAAUUGGCGCGAGGGCUCGGAUGAUCUAUGUGGCUGGCCACGGGAGACCUUGUUGAAGGAGGUCAUUCUUGCUCUUGGUAAAUAUCGCGAACUGCAGCGUGUCACAGUGCCCUACGCCAAGCUCCUUGAUAUGGUUGAUACCGCCUCCGAAGCUGGCGAUGCGAUGGAUCUAUAA